AUGAUGCGCCAACACAUGCUCUCAAAAGAAGACGAGGCCACAAUCGGCAGCUCAGAAGACACCGAAGUCCGCCGCGAGGACCAAGAAAAGAUCAACCGCUUCAGUCGCCUUCACCAGCGCGAGACGGUUCUCAAUGAGAACAUGAAGGGGAAGCAGAAAGAUAAAGAGGAUCUAGAGGAAAUCUCAACGGAGCUAGAACUUGCCGACGAAGACGAACUAGUCCCAUACAAAAUCGGAGACGCAUUCGUCCAUCUCCCGCUAGAAGAAGCGCAGGGCCUUCUUUCCUCUUCAACGGAGCAGAUUGACUCUGAAGUCGCCAAGUUGGAGGAGACGCUAGGUGAUCUGCGGGAUGAGAUGCAACAGUUGAAGGUCGCCCUGUAUGCGCGGUUCGGGCGGAGUAUCAAUCUGGAGACCUAA
Molecule: messenger RNA, 417 nt
Organism: Aspergillus puulaauensis
Lineage: Eukaryota; Fungi; Ascomycota; Eurotiomycetes; Eurotiales; Aspergillaceae
Product: tubulin-binding prefolding complex subunit GIM3
Exons: 4
Coding region: 1-417 (138 amino acids)
Biological process (GO): protein folding
Cellular component (GO): prefoldin complex; cytoplasm
Source: RefSeq, a predicted model, not a curated record